Messenger RNA from Caenorhabditis remanei, 2736 nucleotides. RefSeq lists its product as uncharacterized. The record is from RefSeq and is a predicted model, not a curated record. The transcript is spliced from 13 exons. Gene Ontology annotation, biological process: maturation of SSU-rRNA from tricistronic rRNA transcript (SSU-rRNA, 5.8S rRNA, LSU-rRNA); ribosomal small subunit assembly. Gene Ontology annotation, cellular component: small-subunit processome; Pwp2p-containing subcomplex of 90S preribosome. Gene Ontology annotation, molecular function: protein binding. The coding region runs from base 1 to 2736 and encodes 911 amino acids. Lineage: Eukaryota; Metazoa; Nematoda; Chromadorea; Rhabditida; Rhabditidae.
AUGGAUACAAAUUUUAAGCUAUCGAAUUACAUUGGAACUGUGUAUCGAGAUGGCCAGGUUGCAUUCAGUAAAGAUGGUUAUUCAGUAAUAUCUCCUAUCGGCAACAAGUUAUCCAUAUUUGAUCUCAAAAACAAUGUUUCAAAAACUUUGGAUGUCGAUUGCAAGUUCAAUAUCAAAAAACUAUCUAUCAGUCCAUCUGGCUUCCAUCUUCUUGCUGCAGAUGAACGCGGUGACGUACACUUCAUUCAUUUAUUAUCCGAAGUCAAAGUUUACACAUUCCGCAGUAACAGAACCAUCGGAGCCGUUCAAUGGUCACCUGAUGCAACAAAAAUUGCCACAUGCCGAGAGAACGAUCUACAGAUUCAUGACACUGGGAGUUGGUUCAAAAAUAAAACAUUCAACCCAUUCUCACUUGCCAGAACAUACAAAUUGAGCAGUGAACAACUGAGAUCAGUAAGUUGGUCCGAUGAUUCUAAUCUUCUCGUUACCGGCGGAGAUGAUCGGGUAGUUCGAGUUGUGGGAGCAAAGGAUUUCAAAAACUUGUUCAUUCAUCCAUUGGCUUCUCACAAAGGAAAUAUUGUCAACUGCCAGUUCUUGAAAGGUUCUUACGACAUGAUCUCAGUCUGUAAACGUGGUCUCGCUAACGUUUGGACCUGCAACAUUCGUCCCGGAGAGUUAGAAGAAGGUAUCUGGAAGAAGGACGAUGAAGAUGCAGAAGAUGUUGAAAUGGAUGAAGACAACAAAGUCGAAAAAAUUUUCUUCGAAAAGACAAAGAAAUAUUGGCUGUCAGAAUCAUCUGGAUCUGGAAAAUCUGUUGACGUCACAGCUUCAAAUUUCCACAAGGAAACUAAUAUUCUGGCAACGGCGUUCAACAACGGAGUCAUCGUUUUACACGAAAUUCCUACGUUCGCCCUUAUUCACAAUAUCCGAGUUUCUGAGAUGAGAAUUCAGACAGUUGCUUGGAAUCUUUCUGGUGACUGGCUUGCAAUCGGCUGCGGAAAAGGUUCAACAGCUCAACUUGUUAUCUGGGAAUGGCAAUCAGAAUCAUAUGUCAUGAAGCAACAAGCGCAUUCUCUAAGAAUCACUACUGCCGAAUAUUCACCAGAUGGUGCUCUCAUUGCGACGGGAGCUGAAGAUGGAAAAGUAAAAAUUUGGAACUCGCGAUCUUCAUUCUGUACAGUCACUUUUGAUGAGCACACUUCUGGUAUCACUGCCGUGAAAUGGAUACAAUCUGGUAGAGCUAUUCUCAGUGCCUCGCUUGAUGGAACAGUUCGAGCACAUGAUCUCAAACGUUAUCGUAAUUUCCGUACUCUUGUAUGUCCUGAACCAACUCAAUUGGCUACUUUGGCUGUUGACAAAGCAGGAGAUUUAGUUAUUGCUGGCGCGAAAGAAGUUUUCAAUAUCUACAUUUGGUCGUUUGAAACCGGCCAUCUAUUGGAUAUUCUCUCAGGACAUGAGUCAGCGAUCUCAUCAAUUGAUAUUCAUGGAAAUCAUAUCGUCAGUGGAUCAUGGGAUAGAACUAUCAAAGUGUGGACAGUUGUUGAUUCACAAGCAGAAACAGUUGAAGUAUCUCACGAGGCUCUUGAUGUCAAAUUUUCACCUGCUGGAGAUACUAUCGCUGUUCUCACUUCAGAUGGAGUAAUCACAUUUUUCGAAGCGAAAGAGAUGCUGAAUUUGGGCACGAUUGAUACAAAGCUGGACACAGAUCCAGCACGUGCUUCACGUGACACAAUCACUCGUCAGUCAGCAGCUAAAACUAAAACUUUCACAAAAAUUCGGUUCUCACCUGACGGAAAUUUGCUUUUGGUUGGAGGAGAGUCAAACAACUUCUGUAUCUAUUCAGUUCCCGAUCGUUUGAUUCUGAAAAAAUGGAAAAUUACCGAGAAUCGUAGUCUUGACGGCGUCGUUCUUGACUUCAAUCGUCGAAAUUUUACCGAAUUCGGAAACAUGCAACUUGUUGACACUUCCGAUGAAGAGGACGAUGAACCUGACAACAAAAUGACCAUCAAACUGCCAGGAACCAAAAAUUUCGAUUUGGGAGAAAGAAGAUCUCGUCCUGAAGUGAAUAUUUACGAAGUGACAUACUGUCCGACUGGAAGAAGAUUCGCUGUCUGCUCAACAGAAGGUGUUGCCGUUUUCUCACUGGACACUGUGUCUAUGUUCGAUCCAUUCCAAUUAGACAGUCAAACUAACUCCAAUCUCAUCAGAAAAGCACUUUGGAGUAAUGACUAUUCGACUGCUUUGAUGGGUUCUCUACGACUCAAUAAUUCACAAUAUAUCACUGAUUGCUUAGAAUCGACCAGUAUUACACAGAUUCCACUCGUGGCCAGUUCUCUUCCGCUGCUUUAUGCCGAACGUCUGUUGAAAUGGAUGGUGGAAGGAAAUGUUAUGUCAUCGACACGUCACGUUCAUUUCUAUAUGAUUUGGCUUCGAGCGAUUCUUCAAGAACAUGGAAUGAAACUGAAAGGACGCGCCGACGUGGCAACACUAACUGGAAUCCAACAAAUUGUUGCUCAUCAUCAACAACAUAUUACCAAACUUGCCAACCAAAACAAGUUUUCCUUGAAUUGGCUUGUCAAAAUACGUCAAUCGAAACAAUCCGUGAAGAAGGAAGAUGAAGACGAGGGAGUGACAUCUGAUGAUGCGUCGGAUGAAGAAGAAACCGAGGCAAGCGAUGAGGAGGAGGUCGAAAGUGAUUCGGAUGUGCAAAUUAUGGAAGGAAGUGAUGAAGAGUAG